Molecule: messenger RNA, 7260 nt
Organism: Lepus europaeus (European hare)
Lineage: Eukaryota; Metazoa; Chordata; Mammalia; Lagomorpha; Leporidae
Gene: PI4KA
Product: phosphatidylinositol 4-kinase alpha
Exons: 55
Coding region: 28-6354 (2108 amino acids)
Biological process (GO): phosphatidylinositol-mediated signaling; phosphatidylinositol phosphate biosynthetic process
Cellular component (GO): cytoplasm; plasma membrane
Molecular function (GO): 1-phosphatidylinositol 4-kinase activity
Source: RefSeq, a predicted model, not a curated record
CGGGCGGGCAGCGCCGCGGCGCGCGCGAUGAUGGCGGCGGCGGCCGCGGCCCGGGGAGGCGGCGGUGGCGGCGCCGGCGGCGGCUCCGGCGGCGGCUCCGGCUCGGGCUCCGGCUCCAGCGCCUCGCGGGGUUUCUAUUUCAAUACUGUCCUGUCGCUGGCGCGCUCCCUGGCGGUGCAGAGACCGGCAUCCUUGGAGAAGGUCCAAAAGCUGCUUUGCAUGUGCCCAGUAGACUUCCAUGGAAUCUUCCAGCUGGAUGAAAGACGGAGAGAUGCAGUGAUUGCACUGGGCAUUUUUCUUGUAGAGUCUGAUCUUCAGCACAAAGAUUGUGUGGUGCCUUACCUUCUUCGGCUUCUCAAAGGUCUUCCAAAAGUGUAUUGGGUAGAAGAAAGCACAGCUCGGAAAGGCAGAGGUGCCCUCCCGGUUGCAGAGAGCUUCAGUUUCUGCCUGGUGACUUUGCUGUCUGACGUGGCUUAUCGGGACCCUUGUCUCAGAGAUGAGAUUUUGGAGGCGCUUUUACAGGUUUUACAUGUUCUUUUGGGAAUGUGCCAGGCCGUGGAGAUUCAAGAAAAAGAAUACCUUUGCAAGUAUGCAAUACCCUGCCUGAUAGGAAUCUCACGAGCGUUUGGACGUUACAGCAACACGGACGAGUCUCUCCUCUCAAAGCUCUUUCCCAAAGUCCCUCCUCACUCCCUCCGCGUCCCAGAAGAGCUCGAAGGUGUCCGGAGGCGUUCCUUCAAUGACUUCCGCUCCAUCCUCCCCAGCAAUCUGCUGACUGUCUGUCAGGAGGGAACCCUGAAGAGGAAAACCAGCAGUGUGUCUAGCAUCUCCCAGGUCAGCCCUGAGCGUGGCAUGCCCCCUCCCGGCUCGCCUGGAGGAUCCGCCUUUCACUACUUUGAAGCCUCUUGCCUGCCUGAUGGGACUGCCCUGGAGCCCGAGUAUUACUUCUCCACCAUCAGUUCCAGUUUCUCAGUCCCGCCCCUGUUCAACGGCAUCACCUGUAAGGAGUUCAGUAUUCCCCUAGAAAUGCUGCGGGAGCUCUUGAACUUGGUGAAGAAGAUUGUCGAGGAACCUGUUCUCAAAUCCCUGGAUGCGGUUGUGACCAGCGUGAUGGAGGCCAACCCCAGCGCCGAUCUCUACUACACCAGCUUCAGCGACCCCCUCUACCUGACCAUGUUCAAGAUGCUGCGCGACACUCUGUACUACAUGAAGGACCUCCCGACCUCCUUUGUGAAGGAGGUCCAUGACUUCGUGCUGGAGCAGUUCAACACAAGCCAGGGAGAGCUCCAGAAGAUUCUCCACGAUGCAGACCGGAUCCACAACGAGCUGAGCCCCCUCAAGCUGCGCUGCCAGGCCAAUGCCGCCUGUGUGGACCUCAUGGUGUGGGCUGUGAAGGACGAGCAGGGCGCAGAAAAUCUUUGCAUCAAGCUGUCUGAGAAGCUGCAGUCCAAGACCUCCAGCAAAGUCAUCAUUGCCCAUUUGCCCUUGCUCAUCUGCUGUCUGCAGGGUUUGGGCCGCCUGUGUGAGAGGUUCCCGGUGGUGGUACACUCGGUGACACCGUCAUUGCGAGACUUCCUGGUCAUCCCAUCCCCAGUGCUGGUGAAACUGUAUAAGUACCACAGUCAGUACCACACAGUUGCUGGCAAUGAUAUAAAAAUCAGUGUCACCAAUGAGCAUUCCGAGCCGACCCUGAAUGUCAUGUCGGGCAAGAAGAACCAGCCCUCCAUGUACGAGCAGCUCCGGGACAUCGCCAUCGACAACAUCUGCAGGUGCCUGAAGGCCGGCCUGACGGUGGACUCUGUGAUCGUGGAGGCCUUCCUGGCCAGCCUCUCCAACCGGCUCUACAUUUCCCAGGAGAGUGACAAGGAUGCUCACCUGAUUCCCGACCACACCAUCCGAGCCCUGGGACACAUCGCCGUGGCCCUGAGGGACACCCCGAAGGUCAUGGAGCCAAUUCUGCAGAUCUUGCAGCAGAAGUUCUGUCAGCCGCCUUCACCCCUCGACGUGCUCAUCAUCGACCAGCUGGGCUGCCUGGUCAUCACCGGGAAUCAAUACAUUUAUCAGGAAGUGUGGAACCUCUUCCAGCAGAUCAGCGUGAAGGCCAGCUCCGUCGUGUACUCGGCCACCAAAGAUUACAAAGACCACGGCUACAGGCAUUGCUCCCUGGCGGUGAUUAAUGCCCUGGCCAACAUCGCAGCCAACAUCCAGGAGGAGCACCUUGUGGAUGAGCUGCUCAUGAACCUGCUGGAAUUGUUCGUGCAGCUGGGGCUGGAAGGGAAGCGAGCCAGUGAGCGGGCGAGUGAGAAGGGGCCGGCCCUGAAGGCUUCUAGCAGUGCGGGGAACUUGGGAGUGCUCAUUCCUGUAAUAGCUGUGCUCACUCGACGGUUGCCGCCCAUCAAGGAAGCCAAACCUCGGUUACAGAAGCUCUUCCGGGACUUCUGGCUCUACUCCGUCCUGAUGGGGUUCGCUGUGGAAGGGUCAGGACUCUGGCCAGAAGAGUGGUACGAGGGCGUCUGUGAGAUAGCCACCAAGUCCCCCCUGCUCACCUUCCCCAGCAAGGAGCCGCUGCGGUCCGUGCUGCAGUACAACUCAGCCAUGAAGAACGACACGGUCACCCCCGCUGAGCUGAGCGAGCUCCGCAGCACCAUCAUCAACCUGCUGGACCCCGCUCCUGAAGUGUCCGCCCUCAUCAGCAAGCUGGACUUCGCUAUGUCCACCUAUCUCCUGUCUGUGUACCGGCUGGAGUACAUGAGGGUACUGCGUUCAACAGAUCCUGACCGCUUCCAGGUAAUGUUCUGCUACUUUGAGGAUAAAGCUAUUCAGAAAGACAAAUCGGGAAUGAUGCAGUGUGUGAUUGCCGUGGCAGACAAAGUAUUCGAUGCCUUCCUGAACAUGAUGGCGGACAAAGCAAAGACCAAGGAGAAUGAGGAGGAACUGGAGCGGCACGCGCAGUUCCUGCUGGUGAACUUCAACCACAUUCACAAGAGGAUCAGGAGGGUGGCGGACAAAUACCUGUCUGGCCUGGUGGAUAAGUUUCCCCACCUGCUGUGGAGCGGGACCGUCCUGAAGGCCAUGCUAGAUAUCCUGCAGACGCUGUCGCUGUCGCUGAGCGCCGACAUUCACAAGGACCAGCCUUACUAUGACAUCCCCGACGCCCCCUAUCGGAUCACCGUUCCCGACACAUGUGAAGCCCGGGAGAGCAUUGUGAAGGACUUCGCUGCGCGCUGUGGAAUGAUCCUGCAGGAGGCCAUGAAGUGGGCGCCCACAGUCACCAAGUCCCACCUGCAGGAAUAUCUGAACAAACAUCAGAACUGGGUGUCAGGCCUGUCCCAGCACACAGGGCUGGCCAUGGCCACCGAGAGCAUCCUGCACUUUGCCGGCUACAACAAACAGAACACAACUCUUGGGGCCACUCAGCUAACAGAGCGCCCAGCCUGCGUGAAGAAAGAUUACUCCAACUUCAUGGCAUCCCUGAAUUUGCGCAACCGCUACGCAGGCGAGGUGUACGGAAUGAUCCGUUUCUCGGGUGCCACAGGCCAGAGGUCCGACCUGAACAAGAUGCUGGUCCAGGAUCUGAAUUCGGCUUUGGAGCUCAGCAGCCCUCAGCACUACACGCAGGCCAUGUUCAAGCUGACCGCCAUGCUCAUCAGCUGCAGAGAUUGUGACCCACAGCUCCUGCAUCAUCUGUGUUGGGGCCCCCUGCGCAUGUUCAACGAGCACGGCAUGGAGACUGCCCUGGCCUGCUGGGAGUGGCUGUUGGCCGGCAAGAAUGGAGUGGAAGUGCCGUUCAUGCGGGAGAUGGCUGGGGCCUGGCAUAUGACCGUGGAGCAGAAGUUUGGCCUGUUCUCUGCUGAGAUAAAGGAGGCAGAUCCCCUGGCAGCCUCGGAAGCCAGCCAGCCCAGACCCUGUCCUCCGGAAGUGACCCCCCACUACAUCUGGAUUGAUUUCCUGGUGCAGCGGUUUGAGAUCGCCAAGUACUGCAGCUCUGACCAGGUGGAGAUCUUCUCCAGCCUGCUGCAGCGCUCGCUGUCCCUGAACAUCGGCGGGGCCAAGGGCAGCAUGAACCGGCACGUGGCAGCCAUCGGACCACGCUUCAAGCUGCUGACCCUGGGACUGUCACUGCUGCAUGCCGACGUGGUUCCGAAUGCCACCAUCCGCAACGUGCUUCGUGAGAAGAUCUACUCCACGGCCUUCGACUACUUCAGUUGUCCCCCAAAGUUCCCUACUCAAGGAGAAAAGCGGCUGCGAGAAGACAUCAGCAUAAUGAUUAAGUUUUGGACCGCCAUGUUCUCAGAUAAGAAGUACUUGACCGCCAGCCAGCUCGUCCCCCCAGAUAACCAAGACACCCGGAGCAACCUGGACAUUACUGUGGGCUCCCGGCAACAAGCCACGCAAGGCUGGAUCAACACCUACCCCCUGUCCAGCGGCAUGUCGACCAUCUCCAAGAAGUCAGGCAUGUCUAAGAAAACCAACCGGGGCUCCCAGCUGCACAAGUACUACAUGAAGCGCAGGACGCUGCUGCUCUCCCUGCUGGCCACCGAGAUUGAGCGUCUCAUCACAUGGUACAAUCCACUGUCGGCCCCGGAGCUGGAGCUGGACCAGGCUGGAGAGAACAGCGUGGCCAACUGGAGGUCCAAGUACAUCAGCCUGAGCGAGAAGCAGUGGAAGGACAAUGUGAACCUCGCCUGGAGCAUUUCUCCUUACCUGGCCGUGCAGCUGCCAGCCAGGUUUAAGAACACAGAGGCCAUCGGGAAUGAAGUGACCCGUCUGGUUCGGUUGGACCCAGGAGCUGUUAGCGAUGUCCCUGAAGCUAUCAAGUUCCUCGUCACCUGGCACACCAUCGACGCCGAUGCUCCUGAGCUCAGCCACGUGCUGUGCUGGGCACCCACGGACCCGCCCACAGGCCUCUCCUACUUCUCCAGCAUGUACCCCCCACACCCCCUCACAGCGCAGUACGGGGUGAAAGUCCUGCGGUCCUUCCCCCCGGACGCCAUCUUGUUCUACAUCCCCCAGAUCGUGCAGGCCCUCAGGUAUGACAAGAUGGGCUACGUGCGCGAGUAUAUCCUGUGGGCAGCAUCCAGAUCCCAGCUGCUGGCACACCAGUUUAUCUGGAACAUGAAGACUAACAUCUACCUCGACGAGGAGGGGCACCAGAAAGACCCUGACAUCGGCGACCUCCUGGAGCAGCUAGUGGAGGAGAUCACAGGCUCCCUGUCGGGUCCAGCCAAGGAUUUCUACCAGCGGGAGUUCGAUUUCUUUAACAAGAUCACCAACGUGUCGGCCAUCAUCAAACCCUACCCUAAAGGUGAUGAGAGGAAGAAGGCUUGUCUGUCAGCCCUGUCUGAAGUGAAGGUGCAACCAGGCUGCUACCUGCCCAGCAACCCGGAGGCCAUCGUUCUAGACAUCGACUACAAGUCGGGGACACCGAUGCAGAGUGCUGCGAAAGCCCCGUACCUGGCCAAGUUCAAGGUGAAGCGAUGUGGAGUUAGUGAGCUCGAGAAGGAAGGUCUACGGUGCCGCUCCGACUCUGAGGAAGAAGGCUGCGAGCAGGAGGCCGACGGCCAGAAGAUCUGCUGGCAGGCAGCCAUCUUCAAAGUGGGAGACGACUGUCGGCAGGACAUGCUGGCGCUGCAGAUCAUCGACCUGUUCAAGAACAUCUUCCAGCUCGUCGGCCUGGACCUCUUCGUUUUUCCCUACCGGGUGGUGGCCACCGCCCCUGGGUGUGGCGUGAUCGAGUGCAUCCCUGACUGCACCUCCCGAGACCAGCUGGGCCGCCAGACGGACUUCGGCAUGUACGACUACUUCACGCGCCAGUACGGGGACGAGUCCACCCUGGCCUUCCAGCAGGCGCGCUACAACUUCAUCCGGAGCAUGGCCGCCUACAGCCUGCUGCUGUUCCUGCUGCAGAUCAAGGACAGGCACAACGGCAACAUCAUGCUGGACAAGAAGGGCCACAUCAUCCACAUCGACUUCGGCUUCAUGUUUGAAAGCUCACCAGGCGGCAACCUGGGCUGGGAGCCAGACAUCAAGCUCACGGACGAGAUGGUGAUGAUCAUGGGGGGCAAGAUGGAGGCCACACCCUUCAAGUGGUUCAUGGAGAUGUGCGUCCGUGGCUACCUGGCCGUGCGGCCCUACAUGGAUGCAGUCGUCUCCCUGGUCACUCUCAUGUUGGACACGGGCCUGCCCUGUUUCCGCGGCCAGACAAUCAAGCUCUUGAAGCACAGGUUUAGCCCCAACAUGACGGAGCGGGAGGCUGCGAACUUCAUCCUGAAGGUCAUCCAGAGCUGCUUCCUCAGCAACAGGAGCCGGACCUACGACAUGAUCCAGUACUAUCAGAAUGACAUCCCCUACUGACGGGGCCGUGCAGCCCCGGCCAGAAGCUGCCCUGCAAUCAUGGAGCCAAGCGCCCGCCUCCACUCAGCCCAGCUGUCCCUCCAGGUGGCACCCCCACCCCGCCCCGCGGUCAGAGCGGCUGAACGGCCAGGGGCGUGUCACAGAGAGCGAGCUGCGGCGACAAUCGGAUGGGUGCCAUCUGCACAGUUGUGACCCUUCCUUUGCACUGGACACAUUCCCUCUGUCUCACUGGCACCCACAGGCAGGGCCGGGGCUGGGGAGGCUGGGGAGGCUGAGGGAGUCGCCUCCACUUCGAGCUUCAUGGAGGGAGACUGUGUGGGCUGGUUCGAGCCCCAGGUCUCCCCAGCCAGCCUACGUGUGGUCAUGAGGCGCACACACAGCACUCCACACACUAGAGGCUGACUCCCCCACUUCCUGUCCUCUCCUGCUCACAGUGGCCCUGUCCUGGGGCUCCAGGCUCCCCUUUUCAAAGAGACCUUGAUGACCACGUGCACCUCUGUAAAAACCCCUGCCACUCAGGGGCUCGUCUGGGGUUCUGCCAGCACCCCCAGGGGCACCUGGGACCCCCACCCAGCACCAGUACCCCCCAGGGGCUCCCAAGCUCUCCCAUGACUGGCGUUUCCCAAGAGUCAAUUAAGACCUCUGGAGUUGAUUAGGUUCUGACACUGAUGCAACCCAGAAUUAGCAAAAGGAGAGAAAAUAUGUUCUGAUGAGUCCUCCACCUAAUUCUGUCCAGUUAUUCUAAGUUCACACCUGCAGGGAGUGGACUAUGAAUAUUUAUUUAUAUCCUGGUUUUUUCAUCAACUUUGUGAAUCUAAUUAACUUGCUGCCAUGAGAACCUGGCUGUGGCUGUGGCUGUGGCUGUGGCUGUGCUAAGUUGGGGCUGGGGCUAGGGCAGACUGGGCU